AUUCAGGCAGUCCUUGGGCACACUGGAGUGGUCCAUUAUUGAUGACGUCUCUGGUGAUUUGGAAGAUGUUGUAGCCGAAACUUGAUCAACAUUGCGUUGUUGUUGUUUUUUAAAUUAUUGUUAACAUAUGUUUACAAAUGCGUAGUACGUAUUAUAAGCCCCCAAAUGGCACAAACUGCACGUAUACCAAAUUGAAAGCUUCAGGUCCGGCUAAAGCAGACUCCUCCAGCCCAGCCAUGCCUCAGAAAAUCCAGAAGAACGCCCAGACUUCACACUACAUCGAGCUGGGAGGUUAUCAGUAUUGGCCCGUGCUGGUGCCCCGAGGAAUCAGACUGUACACCUACGAACAGAUCCCAGUGUUUCUGAGAGAGAACCCCUACAUCACAGAUGGAUACAGAGCCUACCUGCCGUCCAGACUGUGCAUCAAAAGCCUCUUCAUGCUGUCCAAUGAGACGGUGAAUAUCUGGAGCCAUCUGUUGGGCUUCCUGCUCUUUUUCUGCGUCGGGGUGUACAAUAUGGCCUCAGUGCUGCCGGCUGCCGGCGCCUCCAGAGAGGACUACGUCAUCUACUCCAUCGGAGUCUUCUGCUUCCAGCUGUGUAUGCUGUGUUCGGUGGGUUAUCACCUGUUCUGUUGCCACCGCUCAGAGAAGACCAGCCGUCGCUGGAUGGCGCUGGACUACGCGGGGGUUUCCAUUGGCAUCCUGGGCUGCUACGUCCCCGGAGUCUUCUACACCUUCUACUGCAAUAAUUACUGGCGGCAGGUGUACCUGGUGACGGUCCUGGCCAUGAUCCUGGCCGUCUUCUUCGCUCAGAUCCACCCUCAUUACCUCAGCAAGCAGUGGAAGCAGCUGCGCUCGCUCAUCUUCUGCUCGGUGGCCGGAUACGGCCUCAUCCCCACCGUCCACUGGAUCUGCAUCACCGGAGGCUUCUCCUCAGAGCUCGUCCAGGCUUUCGUUCCUCGAGUCCUGGGGAUGUACUUCCUCGCUGCAUUAGCUCUCAUUUUCUACGUUUCAAAAGUUCCUGAACGCUACUUCCCAGGUCAGCUGAACUACCUGGGCUCCAGUCACCAGGUGUGGCACCUGCUGCUGGUGCUGAUGUUUUAUUGGUGGCACCAGUCGUCAUGCUUCAUCAUGGCGUACAGACACAGCCAGCCCUGUCCUGACGCCCCCCAACACGCCUAGGACGCUGCGACCCCUGACUGUUCAACUGUUGGUGAAUGAAUGCUGCAUAUUCAAGAAUGCACAGGUGAAAGGCAGUGAGACACCACGGACAGCCCUUCAGUCCAUCUCUGUCACCACAGAUGGACACAUUCUUACCUGCAAGUGUCUGCAGUCCAGCUGACCUGUGAGUCUCUGUAAACGGGAGUCACACCUGUGACAUGUGUCGAGUGUAUACUUUUAAGAUAAAACAGGACCUCUGAGUGAUUGUAGGUAAACCGUCACAGUGGCUGAAACCAGUUUUGACCACAUUGUCACCAAAAAAAAAACACUGAAACUCUGUAGUCACACUACAAAGUCUGCAGAAUUUGAGGCAUGUGCACUGCGUUCAAAUUGACGUAACUUUGAAAGCGGCUUCCAUCACGGAUGCAGCCGCAAAAAACAAGAUUCAAAUAAGUUGGCAAGUUUAAGUCAAGUAGCAUUUUCUUUUUUAUGAGAUCACGUUUCUGCAAGUGCCUGUUAAUCAUGUAGCUCUUGUUACAUUAACUCCCAAAAGUUUUCAAUUCAUUCAGUUAUUUUUAAAGGUUUAUAAACCGGUGGUUCUCAAUCUGAAUCACAUUUCCCCCCCAAAAAUCUGUUUUGAAUAUAGUUCCAUUUUAUAAUAAAGACAGCUUGUUCUUUGAAAAUUUGAUUAACUGCCUUUAGGCUUCCUUCAGUAAGGAAGUACAAAAUCAAAAGUAAAAACCUUAAAAGGGAAAAUGAAAUGUUUUAGGUGUUAAUGUCAUCCCUCUGCAGUUGUGUUAACAGUAUGGGUGGAUGUGAGUAAACAAAUCUGUUUUUACAGUGUUGAGAUCUGAUCCUGAUCUAGACUCAACCCAACUCAUUUCUAACAGCGUUCUUUUUUCAAACUAUUACAAGUUAUUUGUGGUGAAACUGAGGUACUUCCUAAUGAAAACAAGCAAAAACUAAGCAGUAUCUUUCCACACAAUUACUGUUUAGAUGAGAAAAUCAAAAACUCAAAGCUCAAAAUUUUACCGUCAACAGUUUAUAUACAUGUAUGUUUUUAAUGUGUGCAGUAUUGGUGUUUCUGUUUCUUACUGCUGAGUGAGACAAACAGAUUGUGUUAGUUCCAUGAUGGUGAAAUAUACUUAAAUACAGGUGCUGCGUAUGUAGGUAAGACUCGAAGUACCUGAUGCUCCAGAAUUGAAUGUGUUUUUUCAUGUGGUCUUGUGUUAUGCUGCACUGCCUCUGUUCAAACUGACAUUGCACAGUUUAUUAAAAAUGUUGUGGAAUCCCUGAUUACCUUGAUUUUACAUUCUCUCCCUCACAUCUUUCUUUUGUUAUCUUCCAGCCCUAACCAGUGAAAGUUGAGGCUUAUUAAAAUGGGAAGUGGUCCGUUUUGGGGUGUUAAGGAGCAGCUCGGCCUCUAGGAGCUGCUAAGUGAGACUUUUAGGUCUUUAAACUGAGACUGUGUCCCAAUUCUAAACUUUAAACUAAUACUUAUGUCUACACUAUGAAGUAAUGUUGACAGUGCAUUACUUAGCAGUUUGUUCCAAAAGUACAUACAUUUCUUGUACACUCAAAUAUACAUAUACGCAACUAGUAGUAGAGAAAAUAUUUUUUACAGAAGCCACAGUGUGCAGACAUUUCAGCUGCCUGUACGUAUCAGUGUUUAAGCUUUAGUGCACCUGCACCAUGCUGGGGGAAACAGGACCAUGUCCUUCUACAUGUACUUUCAUUGUAUAGUAACAGAAAAUUAUAUAAGGCGAGCAACGAUGAACAAACUUAGGAACGCUUCUACCAAUUUCAAAUCGCAUUUUUUAGCACUUUAAGUGUAUGUUACUGUCAAGUUAAAAUUUGUUUGAAAUUUGGACACAGUUUUGUAUUUAAGGAUUCAAGCACUGAUUUAACAGUUCAUAUUGCAACUGCAACUUUUCUAGACUGUGCAGCCCUGUUAUCUAUUUUAGAUUCAGAUGACUUUACUACUUUUGCUUUUUCUCUCGUUAGAAUUUAGACUUUUUUGGGGGGGGGUUGCUUUUUCUGCCUGAACAGGAGAAUCUUCCACUGUCAAACUCAAAAAGUGUUUUCAGACACUUUUUCUCCAGCUCAUUUAGGGUGAUGUGCAAUGUUAAAGAUCAACUGUUGUUUUGUAUUUAAAUGGCUUCAUUCCAAAAUGCAACACAUCCAUGUUGGAAAGAAGUCAUCUAAAAUUAAUUACUCAAAAUUUCAAAAAUGUAAAUGUAUAAAUUCUCAAAUGUUACACUUUUGUAAGCUCAGUGCUUGAAAAUUAAAUGCAUGUCACAUUAGCAUUUCUGUUUGUCAUCACUGAAUUACAACAAUGUCCAGUUUAAUGGUAGGAAAGUCAUUUGUUUUCUAUGUGCUAUUUAAUGUUUUUAAGUUUUAGACCGAGAAAAAUGUUCUCUGGUAUUAUUUCAUUCUUUUUGUUGUUCUGUAUUUAAAUUAUUCAUUAUGAACCUGUUCUGUACUGUCUGUAAUGGUUUCUCUUGUUUUUGAUAGGUUUUAAGACUCUUUUGUAGCAGCAGACAUUUUGUAUCAACUUUUCAUACCUGAGCAAUCAAACUGCUGAACUUGACUCUAAAUAAAAUUAACCAUGCACUGUU
Messenger RNA from Siniperca chuatsi (mandarin fish), 3778 nucleotides. RefSeq names its product progestin and adipoQ receptor family member IIIa (gene paqr3a). Gene Ontology annotation, molecular function: signaling receptor activity. The coding region runs from base 138 to 1181 and encodes 347 amino acids. The record is from RefSeq and is a predicted model, not a curated record. The transcript is spliced from 8 exons. NCBI's taxonomy places the organism in Eukaryota, Metazoa, Chordata, Actinopteri, Centrarchiformes, Sinipercidae. Gene Ontology annotation, cellular component: membrane.